AUUCUUUCUCCGGAUUAUGACAAGAUACAAGGACUUGAAGCUUGUACAUCGCUGCCUUUGCAACGGCAACCAACAACCACCUCGCCCGUUAUGACAUCUCCGUGGAUGGAAGCUGAGCAGUUUUCCCAAAACGGACUAGCGCCACUCGACGGUCGACGCCCGUCUUUAGCGACCAGGAUGGCUCUGACAUUUCUGACUCCUUCAUCCAUCAACAACGCGCGUGCUUGUGCUGCAUCGGAUCGCACCAACAUCCACCAUCACGUUCUACCACUUCCAAUACUCGACUGACGCGACAUUUUCGCCCCUGCGGCCCCAAAUAUCGACGCUUUUGCAAAAUGCCUGGUGGAAAGGGAAAGUCUAUCGGUGGAAAGGCCGGCUCCAAGGAUUCUGCGGGGAAGAGCCAGAAGUCCCACAGCGCAAAGGCUGGUCUGCAGUUCCCUUGCGGUCGUGUUAAGCGCUUUUUGAAGAACAACACCCAGAACAAGAUGCGCGUUGGCGCCAAAGCCGCCGUGUAUGUCACCGCUGUUCUCGAAUAUCUGACUGCGGAAGUCCUCGAAUUGGCCGGAAACGCUGCCAAGGAUCUCAAAGUCAAGCGUAUCACCCCGCGUCAUCUGCAGCUUGCCAUCCGUGGUGAUGAGGAGUUGGAUACCCUGAUCCGCGCCACUAUUGCCUUCGGAGGUGUUCUGCCGCGCAUCAACCGCGCGCUCCUGCUGAAGGUGGAGCAAAAGAAGAAGAGCAAGACCGAGGCUUAAAUGAUGGUGGAUACCCGACGAACUCCGGCGUUUGGUGAUUGAAUGAUCGUUAAAGGGAAAAAAAAGCUAGGAACGGGUUCUUUAUUGUGAUCAUGAUGCUACUGCCACCCCCUCUGCAAUAUCACACCCGAACAGGGAGGCAAGGAAAUCAGGUCACGUCCUUCUGACGAACACAAAAGCCCACCUUUUAUUCUCGUGACGCU
Messenger RNA from Aspergillus eucalypticola CBS 122712, 955 nucleotides. RefSeq names its product histone H2AZ (gene htz1). The record is from RefSeq and is a predicted model, not a curated record. The transcript has 3 exons. Gene Ontology annotation, cellular component: nucleosome. Bases 336 to 752 code for a protein of 138 amino acids. NCBI's taxonomy places the organism in Eukaryota, Fungi, Ascomycota, Eurotiomycetes, Eurotiales, Aspergillaceae. Gene Ontology annotation, molecular function: structural constituent of chromatin; protein heterodimerization activity; DNA binding.